Messenger RNA from Prorocentrum cordatum, 708 nucleotides. The record is from the annotation of a GenBank genome assembly. Lineage: Eukaryota; Dinophyceae; Prorocentrales; Prorocentraceae.
AUGGCGAUGGAACGAAGCGUGCAGCUCGGGGGCGCCUGCAGUGGGUGCGGCUCCCGCAGCCGGCAGCCUCGGUCUCGGGGCACGCUGAUCGGGGACAUGGGCGUGUGGGCCAGCCGCUUUUGGCGGCACAUGUUCGGCUCAGACACGGAGAGCAAAAUAGUGAUCGUCGGGCUGAACAACGCAGGUAAGACCACGAUCCUGUACAAACUGCACCUGGGGCAGGUUAUUACCACGCAACCCACCAUCGGCAGCAACGUGGAGGAAGUGAAGCACGAGAACGUGUCUUUUCAGGUAUGGGACCUGGGCGGGCAGGAGUCCCUGCGCGCAAACUGGUCGACGUAUUUUGAGGAGACUGAUGCGAUCAUCUUCGUGGUAGACAGCAGCGACCAAGACAACAUGGUCCUCGCCAAGAUGGAGCUCUUCAACGUCGUACUGCAUGAAGACCUCAAGCACGCUGCGCUCCUGGUGCUGGCCAACAAACAGGACACCCAGACGGCCCGCAACGCUGGCGAGAUCGCCCAGGACCUCUCGCUGCACACGAUCCGCACGCACGAGUGGCACAUCCAGGGCUGCUGCGCGCUGACCGGCGACGGGCUGCACGAGGGCCUAAGCUGGGUCGCUGCGCGCGUGAAGGCCAAGCACCAGCGCACCGCCGCUGCCCUGAACGCGGCCGCCUCGGCGACCCAGGCGCCGCCGCCUGGUGGCUGA